UUGACCCUCUUCUUCUUCUCGGCGAGACGAACCGGACCGCCUGCGGUGACCUGCGCCAUCCCUCCUUUGUCUGCCGAGGACAGCGGACACACACCGGCCCCACUCCGCCAGCAACGCCUCCCAUCCUCCCCCCACGCUUUCAACCCGUUCCACGCCAAAGCCACCGAACCGGCCAAAGCCCUGGCUGAUAAUCCGACCGCGGCAGUUUGCUGUGGAGACGAGCGACAACUGACGAGAACACCCCCCGAGUCCGCCACGGAAUCUAGUCCGGCAGAGAAGAAAAUCAAAAUGGAAGACUCGAAGUACCUCCCGGAGCUCCUGGCCGAGAAGGACAGUUUGGAUUCUUCCUUCACGCACGCCAUGAAGCUCAUCACUGCAGAGAUCGAAAGGAUCCAGAAAGGUGACACUAAAAAGGAGCCAGAGAAGGAGGCCUACCUGGACCUGUUUGCCACCAAGAGUCUGAAACUCAAGGAGCGAGUCCUUAUUCCUACCAAACAGUAUCCCAGGGUCAACUUUGUUGGAAAGCUCCUGGGGCCCCAGGGCAGCACAAUCAAGAGACUCCAGGAGGAGACCGGGGCCAAGAUCUCUGUUCUGGGGAAGGGCUCUAUGAGGGACAAAAACAAGGAGGAAGAGCUCAGAAAAAGUGGGGAGGCGAAAUACGCUCACCUGGCCAUGGAGCUGCACGUGUUUAUUGAGGUCACGGCCCCCAUACCGGAGGCGUACCUGCGAAUGGCUCAUGCCAUGGACGAGGUCAAGAAGUUUCUCAUCCCAGAGCCCGGUGAGCAAGAUCCAUACAUGGAUCCCCACUUCCUGAAUGGUUCCCAGGACGGCUCGGGCAGGGGUCGGGGGGGUCUCGGAAGGGGAAGAGGUGGACCACCUGGUGCUGGACCAAGGGGGCGAGGGAUGCCUCGCGGGAGCCUCAGAGGAGCCAUGCGGGGUGGAGCUCCGCGCGGAGGCCCCGGGCGGGGCAGCGCCCCCAGAGGGGCGCCGUCCGGCAGGGGCGGGCUCCCCUCGGCCCAAUCCAGGGGGGGCUCGGCCGUCCGCUCCAGGCCGCCCACAGCCGGGGCCCCGAGGAUGCUGCCCUCCGCAGCCAUGUCCCACCAGCAGCACCAGGUUCCCCCUUCUGGGUCGCAGGGUCCCAAGCCGGAUGCCUACGAUGAAUAUUCUUCGUAUGACGAACCUUACGCAGAGCCCGCCUAUGAAGGAUAUGAUAGUUAUUAUAGUCAGCAGUCUGCCCCAGCGGAUACGGAAUAUUACGAUUAUGGACACGGUGAGGCGCAGGACACGGCGUAUGAGCCUUAUGCUCAAGAAGAUUGGGACAACUCGUGGUCCGGCUCAGGGGCAGGAGGCAAAGCCCCCCCAUCCCGGCAGGCGAAGGGGUCAUAUAGAGAGCACCCGUAUGGAAGAUACUGAACGGCUACUGGUAGAGAGUUGCUAUGGCAACUGUCUCCAAUUGUAACUGGCUAAACUUUUCAAAAGUAAUUUCCCUCUUGUUUUUUCCCCCCCUUUUUUAUGGUUUAAAUUUAGUUUUUUGUUUUAAAAGUCGUUAGAGGGUUUUUGUUGGAUGUAUCAGCCUGCCGGAGGAGAGACAUGAACGCAGUAAUUUUUUAUUUUAUUGUUGAUCUGUUUCCAUUUAAUGUUUCAGUUGCGUAGUGAAGUCCAAGAGGCAUAAACCAGGAACAAGAAUGACAUUUUAGUGUUAUUUGAUGGCUAUUUCAGUUUAUGGGUUCUUAAACUGUGAUUGUGGCGAUAAACUUUUAUCACCUAGGCUGCAUUUUCAAAAGUCCUUCUUGACAGGGCAAAAACUAUUAAUAAUUAAUGUUAGUUUCCUAUAACUAAAGCGCAUUUAGAUACAAAUGCAAAUAUAGCCUUGAAAUAAUUUUGAUUAGCAUCAAAAGUCUUGUGUUGUAUGGAUUACAGAUUCUAAAAUAUUGUAAAAGUAAAAAUAAAAAAAAGUCAAAGAACACAGGCUUCUAUUUUUUGCCCUUUUCUAAUUGGCACGUAAAAUGUCGUCCUGUACUGAGCUAAAUGAUCACUGAUCGAGCAGUUCCUGUAAAAGUUUUGAAGGAUUACCGAUCCUUGCUGUGUGUGAGGAAGGCUGCAGCCAACUCAAUAUUUUGUACAUAACUUUAGGAAAACUGUGUAUGCUUUAAGUCGUGCCGUCUCCAAAAUGCAUUAUGCUUGUGUACCUUUUGACUAAAUAGGAUACUAAACAUAUCCCAAAAUGUUUUUCUGCAGUGCGUGUUUCAAUAAAGUUUCUAGUUUCUUUUUAAUCAAUCUAAACUUGGUAUUUUGCCUUUGUUGUACCAAAGGAAUGCCUUCAGUUUGUGAUCCCAGCAAUGCUGAAUAAUCUGUAUGUAUACACGUCAAAAUCCCCAAAAACAGUGUUUUGCCAGUGAGCUUAUCCUCUUAGUCUGUCUUCAAAACUAAAUGACGUUUGUAAUGCCACCAUCAAAACACAAAAUAAAGCUCAUCAUUCCUUGAGGUAAUGUGCUGCCAAAUCCAUGUUUGACUUGACAGUGAUACAGUGCUUUAACGUGUAUUGUCAUUAACCUUUAGCUAGUGUAUCUCUUCAAGCUCUCAAGAGAGCAGCGUAUCUUCAGCCACUUGAAAUGACUGAAUUUCAACAGUAUUUCAAAUCAAGCUUGCAGGGAUCUUACUUGACUUUGAUGCAAAGUCAUGCUGGCUGGUUUUUAUAAAAGAAAAAAAUCGCUGAGGAGAGGAUUCUAAAAGCCUAAAGAUCGCCACAAGAAGGUAAAACUAACCCAACACUCAUUUAUUAGAUUUUUUUAUUUGAUUUAUUUUUAUUUGUUUAAUGUGCAAAACAUCAAGUAAUGCAAGUCAUCCAAAACAUCAAAACCAUUGAAGUACAAAAGAUGCUGUCUGUAGUUAUUCCGAGCAAAACAAGCCGCAUAAAACAAUCAUGGUUGUGAUGCAACUCUGGCUCAAAUAAAACAAAUAAUUGUUAAUUUCACUCAAUACUUCCAUCUUAUGUCUGUAGACUGUAGAUGAAUGAAAAUGAAGUAGCUGCACUCUAAGCCUUAAAACACUCCAUUGAUGGACCAAAACCCUUCAGCUUGAGUUGCAUGAUACUUUUGUAGCGUAGCUCUUCUUUUUGUUCUGCAUGUGUUGCUCGUUGUGUUGCUCAGAGGCCUUCGUGUCUCCACGCCCUCAUUUCUUUUUCUCCUCGCAGGUGGUCAGGACUGCGUAUGAGCAG
Molecule: messenger RNA, 3217 nt
Organism: Menidia menidia (Atlantic silverside)
Lineage: Eukaryota; Metazoa; Chordata; Actinopteri; Atheriniformes; Atherinopsidae
Source: the annotation of a GenBank genome assembly